AUGGAACCGACAACCCCACCGGCCACCGUUGACCAACUUCCGCCACCCACAUCCUACGAUGAAGGCGACACGUUGCCACUGGAGGAGCUCCCGUAUGCUCGACACGGACAGUCGACGGAAUUCGGAAAUAUAAAUCAGGUAGCCCAAGGCUCCUUUGAAAACUUCGAACAGGAUGUCCUUCAGAGUCUUGCCUACAGCGCUGGAGAAUUCCAGCAUCAGAAUAUAACACCCUGGCAGCCACAGGUCUUCACCGACCUGACAACAGAUGCUAGUUUGUCCUUGGUGGGAAAUCCGGCUCAAGCUGUUGAGCAGUCCUGGCAAGAACCGCUGUCGUCCUGGACAUUGCAAGGCCAGGCCCAAAACGUCUGGCAGCAUCACCAUGGAGUUGGUCCAAACGAGGGUCUACCUGCGACCACAUGGGAAUUGGAUCAGGGCACUGCCAAGGCAUUUCAGUACCCUCCCAAUAUCCAGGUUCAAUCCCAAGGUCUUCCCCGACGAAGAAGCCGAUAUCUCCGCAGUCCAGCUGUGCCAAUAAUUUCAAGAAUAAGUCCAAUACAAACAUCAGCUACCGGAACACUGAUUGAUAAUUCAAUGGAUCCGAUUCAGCGAUGGCGGAACUCGCCUCCAGAGACUGAGGCAGCAUCGUUGUCUGCCAUCGCCGACGCAUUAAGGAACAACCCACUUCGGAGCCAAGCAUCCACCAGUACCCUCAAUAGUGACCAUGCAGGCUUCCGACCUAGGUCAACGGUUAGCCUUGCCAGUGGCUCAAGUUUGUCUUCAGGUUCUGCCGCUUCUGCCAGCUCCGUGUCUCGCCGUGGCCGCGUGGUAAAACGGACCCGACCAGCAAAGGGUAAAACAGCAGACAAGAGGAGAUUUCCUUGCACAUUCUGCUGUGACUCGUUCAAAAGCAAGUUUGAUUGGGCACGUCACGAGCAGUCGUUGCAUCUCGGCUUUCAAGGGUGGUUAUGCGCACCAUUUGGCAGUGUUGUGGUAUCAGCUGUUGCCGGGUGUAGUAAUUGUGCCUACUGCGGUCUUAUAAAUCCAACAACAACUCAUCUCGAAGAUCACAACAGUAAUUCAUGCGAGAAUAGUCAGAUUUAUACUCGGAAGGACCACCUGGUUCAGCACCUAAGGUGUAUCCAUAACGUGCAGGACCCUCCGCUAAUAGACUCGUGGAAGGUCGAGGGACCCCCUAUAGCAUCGAGGUGUGGCUUCUGCGACUUACGUAUAGAGACAUGGCAGGAGCGUGUAGAGCAUCUAGCAUCACAUUUUCGUAAAGGCAAAACGAUGGAUGAUUGGAAGGGAGACCACGGCUUCGAUUCAGGGAUCGCGGCUCAAGUUACCAAUGCGAUUCCCCCGUAUUUGAUUGCAUCUGAGUCAAAGACCUACGCCCCGUUCUCGGCUGCCGCUCCAAAUCCAAUUCAAGCAGAUCAUAUUCAACAAAUAACGAGGUCUGCUGAGGCGUGGACUGGCUCAGAACUGGUGACCGAGUCGAGAGAACCGACAAUAUCUCUCGAGGUCAAGUCGUUCCCUGAAUUGCUAGCCUUCCACUUAGGUCGCUUUGCACAGCAUCAGAUGAGGCUGGGCGUCACCCUUACGGAUGAGAUGUUCCAGGAUGAAGCCAGAAGGGUGCAAUUUGGAACGGUAGACCCACUUGAUGACACAGUUGCUGACAACCCAGAGUGGCUGUCUCUUUUCCGUAGUCAACAUGUGGAUGAUCUGGCACAGAGUCAAGACCGACUAGCUUGA
This is a messenger RNA of Fusarium graminearum PH-1, 1749 nucleotides long. RefSeq lists its product as uncharacterized. The transcript is spliced from 2 exons. Lineage: Eukaryota; Fungi; Ascomycota; Sordariomycetes; Hypocreales; Nectriaceae. Bases 1 to 1749 code for a protein of 582 amino acids. The record is from RefSeq and is a predicted model, not a curated record.